AUGUCCAUGGGAAAUCACUCAGAACUAUUGCCUGAGAUGGCGUCCACAAUCUCUCUUCUUGUGUUGAGUGUGAUAAUUGGGAGUAUCCUGAUGUUGGAACUGGUUUCAUUUAUCAACUACACCAUGAAGUAUUCUAAGUUUCUAGAAGUCUGCACCAUUCUAGAAACGUUCGACUACCAUUUGCAACUGGGAACGUCUGAGUACCGGAAUACAGUGAAUGUAUCGAUCAUCGUCCUUUCCACGAUUACUCCAACGAUAUCACAGAUAGCGUAUAUGUACUGGAAAGACGAACCUGGAUUCACAGUGAGAGAGAUUUUGGCAUGUAUCUUUUAUGUGAAUGCACACUGCGGGCGAAUUGGUUUAUUAAUCCAUUUCCAACAAGUGAGCCAUGGCAUUACCGAAAGAUUAAGAUUCGUGAACGACAGGAUCAGACUGGAAGUGCUAACCCAAUGUUUUAGACGGACUCUCCUUCGCCAGAACCCGCUGUGUGCCAAUCCCAGCUAUGACUCUACAUCCAGUAAGAAGGUAAGGUCUCUCAUAAGCGCUUACCAUCUUCUGUGUGGCGCUGUGGGCCAAGCCAACGUCUUUUACUCCGAUCUACUCUUGGCCUCCAUAUUUUGUACAUUUCUCGACAUCACUGAAGCUUUAUAUUUAUUCUUACUCUAUGUUGACAAAGCAGACACAACGGUUAUCUGUACGGUCGCCUCCUCCAUUUUUCACGACGCCACUUUCCUGGUGCUGGUCACUCUCUCCGGCUCUGGUGUCUCCGAGGCGGCAGGUGAGACUGCACCGCUCGUCUGCAAGCUGAUCAGCCAGGACUUGGGCUCGGAACUGAGAGAAGAGUUGAAGUCAUUUUUGCUCCAGUUAGCCAAUCAGACUAUGGAAUUUUCUGCAGGAGGAUUUUUCCAAAUCAACAGACAAACGUUGACGUCAAUGAUUGCAGCUGUGACCACCUACCUAGUUAUAAUGAUUCAAUUUGACACCCAAUCAAACUAA
Messenger RNA from Homalodisca vitripennis (glassy-winged sharpshooter), 996 nucleotides. RefSeq names its product putative gustatory receptor 28b. The record is from RefSeq and is a predicted model, not a curated record. Bases 1 to 996 code for a protein of 331 amino acids. Lineage: Eukaryota; Metazoa; Arthropoda; Insecta; Hemiptera; Cicadellidae. The transcript has a single exon. Gene Ontology annotation, cellular component: membrane; axon; neuronal cell body. Gene Ontology annotation, biological process: sensory perception of taste.